Myxocyprinus asiaticus (Chinese sucker) is the source of this 6641-nucleotide messenger RNA. RefSeq lists its product as uncharacterized. The record is from RefSeq and is a predicted model, not a curated record. NCBI's taxonomy places the organism in Eukaryota, Metazoa, Chordata, Actinopteri, Cypriniformes, Catostomidae. Bases 168 to 3713 code for a protein of 1181 amino acids. The transcript has 19 exons.
GUGAAAUAUUUGUUGAUGUGUGAGUCCAGUGUCAGUAGAAGUUUGUGUCUGUCAGAGUGAAGAUGCCCAUGAGACUCAGAACACAGACUGACAGAACUCCAAACACUCAUAACACAAUCUGAAGCAGCAUUCACACUCGACUCUUCUGGAAACUGGACAUCAGAGAAAUGCUGUUCAUCUUUGGACUGCUGCUGCUGCUGAUACCAACAUGUGUGGAGAUGUUCUGCAGGUUUAAUCAGACAGAUCCCUGUUACGCAGCUCUGGGUCACAAACUCUAUCUGCAGAUGGUGACGGAUGCUCGAGAUCAAGACCUGGAGUUAUAUAAGUGGAUCGAUAAUGGGAAAGAGAAAGUUUUUAGAGUAAAGAAUAACAAAGAGAAGAAGAAUGAAACACAUAAGUCCAUUAUAAACAGAUCUGAGUUUAUCUUUAAUAAUGGGACUCUGAUUAUAAACAGUGUGAUCAGAACAGAUUCAGGGACAUACACAUUAGAGCUCUAUAACUCAACCGGCACACAGACACAUGCUGUAAAUCUUACAGUGAUUGUUGAAGCUCCUAUUGGCUCAGUGGAAGUGUCAAUCAAAUGCUGGUCCAGUGUGGAGAAGCGAGCGUCCUGCUCCUCUGAGGGGGAUCAGCUCAUCUUCAGCUGGACUCUGAAUGGACAAAAACUGAAGGAUGGAAAUAACACCAUUCAUCUGGAUGAGGAAACUUCUGGAAACAUCACCUGCACUGUGAACAACCACGUCAGUCAUGGACAGAACACCAUUAGUGUAAACCGAUGUCCUGGUGUGGAGAUGUUCUGCAGGUUUAAUCAGACAGAUCCCUGUUACGCAGCUCUGGGACACAAACUCUAUCUGCAGAUGGUGACGGAUGCUCGAGAUCAAGACCUGGAGUUAUAUAAGUGGAUCGAUAAUGAGAAAGAGAAAGUUUUUAGAGUAAAGAAUAAGAAAGAGAAGAAGAAUGAAACACAUAAGUCCAUUAUAAACAGAUCUGAGUUUGUCUUUAAUAAUGGGACUCUGAUUAUAAACAGUGUGAUCAGAACAGAUUCAGGGACAUACACAUUAGAGCUCUAUCACUCAACCGGCUCACAGACACAUGCUGUAAAUCUUCCAGUGAUUGUUGAAGCUCCUAUUGGCUCAGUGGAAGUGUCAAUCAAAUGCUGGUCCAGUGGGGAGAAGCGAGCGUCCUGCUCCUCUGAGGGGGAUCAGCUCAUCUUCAUCUGGACUCUGAAUGGACAAAAACUGGAGAAUAGAAAUAACACCAUUCAUCUGGAUGAGGAAACUUCUGGAAACAUCACCUGCACUGUGAACAACCACGUCAGUCAAGGACAGAACACCAUUAGUGUAAACCGAUGUCCUGGUGUGGAGAUGUUCUGCAGGUUUAAUCAGACAGAUCCCUGUUACGCAGCUCUGGGACACAAACUCUAUCUGCAGAUGGUGACGGAUGAUCAUUAUCACGAGCUGAAGUUAUAUAAGUGGAUCGAUAAUGAGAAAGAGAUCAUUUUUAAAGUAAAGAAUAAGAAAGAGAAGAAGAAUGAAACACAUGAGUCCAUUAGAAACAGAUCUGAGUUUAUCUUUAAUAAUGGGACUCUGAUUAUAAACAGUGUGAUCAGAACAGAUUCAGGGACAUACACAUUAGAGCUCUAUAACUCAACCGGCUCACAGACACAUGCUGUAAAUCUUCCAGUGAUUGUUGAAGCUCCUAUUGGCUCAGUGGAAGUGUCAAUCAAAUGCUGGUCCAGUGGGGAGAAGCGAGCGUCCUGCUCCUCUGAGGGGGAUCAGCUCAUCUUCAUCUGGACUCUGAAUGGACAAAAAUUGGAGGAUGGAAAUAACGGCAUUCGUCUGGAUGAGGAAACUUCUGGAAACAUCACCUGCACUGUGAACAACCACGUCAGUCAUGGACAGAACACCACUAGUGUAAACCGAUGUCCUGGUGUGGAGAUGUUCUGCAGGUUUAAUCAGACAGAUCCCUGUUACGCAGCUCUGGGACACAAACUCUAUCUGCAGAUGGUGACGGAUGCUCGAGAUCAAGACCUGGAGUUAUAUAAGUGGAUCGAUAAUGGGAAAGAGAAAGUUUUUAGAGUAAAGAAUAAGAAAGAGAAGAAGAAUGAAACACAUAAGUCCAUUAGAAACAGAUCUGAGUUUAUCUUUAAUAAUGGGACUCUGAUUAUAAACAAUAUGAUCAGAACAGAUUCAGGGACAUACACAUUAGAGCUCUAUAACUCAGACGGCUCACAGACACAUGCUGUAAAUCUUUCAGUGAUUGUUGAAGCUCCUAUUGGCUCAGUGGAAGUGUCAAUCAAUUGCUGGUCCAGUGGGGAGAAGCGAGCGUCCUGCUCCUCUGAGGGGGAUCAGCUCAUCUUCAGCUGGACUCUGAAUGGACAAGAACUGGAGGAUGGAAAUAACACCAUUAAUCUGGAUGAGGAAACUUCUGGAAACCUCACCUGCACUGUGAACAACUACGUCAGUAAAAUAAAGAAGAAUACUAGUGUAAACUGUCCUUAUGUUGAGCGUUCAGUGUCUGUGGUGUUUGUGGUGGUGUGGAGUUUGGAGAUGAUGUUUCUGUUGACUCUGUUAGGAGGUUUUCACAUCUACAUCACAUACUGCAGCACACACACAUCAGGAAAGAAACAGGAAAUCAAAGAACAUCAGGGUGUGGAGAUGUUCUGCAGGUUUAAUCAGACAGAUCCCUGUUACGCAGCUCUGGGACACAAACUCUAUCUGCAGAUGGUGACGGAUGAUCAUUAUCACGAGCUGAAGUUAUAUAAGUGGAUCGAUAAUGAGAAAGAGAUCAUUUUUAAAGUAAAGAAUAAGAAAGAGAAGAAGAAUGAAACACAUGAGUCCAUUAGAAACAGAUCUGAGUUUAUCUUUAAUAAUGGGACUCUGAUUAUAAACAGUGUGAUCAGAACAGAUUCAGGGACAUACACAUUAGAGCUCUAUCACUCAGACGGCACACAGACACAUGCUGUAAAUCUUCCAGUGAUUGUUGAAGCUCCUAUUGGCUCAGUGGAAGUGUCAAUCAAAUGCUGGUCCAGUGGGGAGAAGCGAGCGUCCUGCUCCUCUGAGGGGGAUCAGCUCAUCUUCAGCUGGACUCUGAAUGGACAAAAACUGGAGAAUAGAAAUAACACCAUUCAUCUGGAUGAGGAAACUUCUGGAAACAUCACCUGCACUGUGAACAACCACGUCAGUCAUGGACAGAAGAAUACUAGUGUAAACCGAUGUCCUGGAACAACUACUGCAACUGUGACCUCACAUCUGAACCCUACAGUGGCCAAUAGCACACAGACUUCCAGCGCUUUUGUGUUUCAUAGAAAAAAGAAAGUCAUACGGGUGUCAAAACAACAAGAGGUCCUUGCUACAAGUCUGAUCACUCUGUGCUCGGUUGUUGUGAUCCUGAUUGUGCUGGUCAUCAUUGCAUGUUACGUUUACAAGAUGAAACAGCCGAAGCUGAGGGCAGCAGUUGGUGAAACAGAACUCGUGUACGCUGACAUCUCGCAUAAGAAACACAACAGAGAGGAUGAACAUAAGAGACCAGAGUUGACCCUAAAUGCAGAUGUGGAAUAUACUGCGGUCGGCCCUCAGACGAAUAGGAAGAAGCGGAAGAUGAAAGAGGAAGAUGUUCAGUAUGGAGAGGUGUCAUUCACUCCAGCUGUCUCAAACAAUCAUCAGUAUAAAGAACAGGAAGACUGUGUGUACUCUCAGGUACAGAGACAAUAGAAAGACAAAACCCUUUUAAAUACUGCUUGUCAACUAAAAAUGAGUCCCAAAUUUUUUGUUGUUGGUGUCAAAGGCGAUGCGUCCAAUCAAACUCGACAGUAUUUUGACACAAAAUGAUCUGUCACUUUAAAUCAGACAUGAACUCAUCCUCAAAAACCGUCAACAAAACUCCACAAGCUCAAAAACUAUCCACCUUUUUCCUACAUCCCGUGAUGCUUAGUGAGAAAUAUGGGUGUUACUUCCAUUGUCAAGUUAACACAGCUGUUGUUGCACGUACGUCCAUUCAUUCUUUCAUUGAGGUGUUGGGAUUUUGAGGAGAGCGUGAAUGAUUUCAUGAGGAUAUAUAUCACUCACUGUAUCAGUGUGUUACUGAACAUUAAUAUACUACAAAAAAGUCAUAAACACAAAGAAAAUGCGAACACAGAUACAGUUGAGAUUUAAUCUAAGCACAAACGCAACAUUUCGAGCAAAUUUAUCGGUUGUUUUAUUGGAGUACCUGUGUUAGUUCAGCUUCAGAUGUGUAUGCUUGUCAUCUUGUUACCGUGUGCAUGUUUAAAUCCGACAGACACACUGAGGAAGAGCCGUGAAGUUCUUAUGCUUUGGUAUGUAAUCGCUUUUUCAAGUUUUCUGAUCGGACGGUUGUUUCCUUUUAAAUUCGCACAUUAGUUUAUACAUUUGUUUGGCGGGUGAUUGACAGGUGAGAGGUGGUGCUUUGCUUUUAAACCCCAAAUGCGAUGUGGUUUUUCACUUCCUCUGUAUGUGUUUUUUGUGAUCCAAUCACAAAACAUUUUGCACCACGUUUACAACUAUAUAUAGCGCUGACCUUUGCGAUCGGAUCAUCGGAAACUCGUCUUAUUACCAGCUGUAAACAGGGUCUUAAAAUGACUUGCAGCCAGAGCUAGGGAAUGCUGUAGAACAACUGCUAUCAGGAAGACUCGCAGACUUGAGUGAAAUUUAAGAUGACAUUUAUUUGAUGAAUAUAAAACAGAAAUGUAAUGUCUCUCUUUGGCGUAAGCCCCGUCUGGCGGUCCGAAGAAGUUGUACUCGGAACCGUCAUAUCCUGCCGGAGAUAGGAGGCAGGGGCGAGGAGUCUUCCCCCGUGCAGGACGGGACUCAACUGGUGGUGGUGGGGUGGUGGAGGUUGCCGUGUUAGCACACUGAAACAGCAAUGUGAUAGAUUGUGAGCAGACUUAUAAAACAAUAGCUUACAUGUGAUUGGCUAGGAGUUACCUUAGCUAAUGGUGCGAUGAUGUACAGCUGCUAGUCUUCCCGCUAGAACUACGCUGCGCUUACAUUUCCGGCGGAAGUCCCACCCACAUUCGUUUCCCCAGUAAGACCCCCAGGAAAAAGGUGGAUACAAUCUAGACUACAUUAAAUACACAAUAACAUGUUAGUAACUGUGCAAAGGUUGUGCCUAUGCAGCUUGUUUUUAAGGAUAUGCUUGUUUACUUUUGUACUGUAAAUGAUUUUGGUUCUGUACUGGGUCUCUAAUUGACAUCCAAUGUGAAAUCUGUUUCCUGAAUCAAAACCGGUUGAGAGGCACUGAUAUAAAACACACCCGAGAUAAUUAAUUUUAUUAAAUAAUUGUACUUGUGUAAGAUCACACUUCUACUAAUGUCAUGAAAACACAAAGGACUAGAAUAUUAAAGGGGUAGUUCACCCAAAAAUGAACAUUCUCUCAUUAUUUAUUCACCCUCAUGAUAUCUCAGGUGUGUAUGACUUUCUUUCUUCACCAAAACACAUUUGAAGAAAAAUAGAAAAAUAGCUCAGCUCGGUAGAUCCUUAAAAUACAAGUGAAGAGUCGUAUGCAUGAUGUUUAUGCUGACUGUCUGUUAUUUGUGGAGCUUUAAAAGAGAAAUCUCCAUUCACUUGCAUUUUAAGGACCUACUGAGCUGAGAUAUUUUUCUAUUUCUCUUCAAAUGUGUUCUGCUGAAGAAAGAAAGUCAUACACCUCUGGGAUAUCAUGAGGGUGAAUAAAUAAUGAGUGAAUUAUCAUUUUUGGGUGAACUAUCCCUAGUGCAAUUCUAAAUGUUCAAUUCAUUUCACUCUGUGCACUGGACAGUUUAUACAAAUAAUAUUCAUGUAGUAUUUGAGCAGAAUUUUUAAAGUGUAAAGUUCUCUGACAUUUGUUAAUAUUUUAGCUGAUACUGCAUGUUCUGUGUGAUUGUGUUACACCCAUUUUGCAACUAAAUGUUCAGACCGAACGCUUUUGCACUCUUGAGUAUGCUAGCUAAAUUGAAAAAAAGACUUGUUUCUUAAGAGGAAACCAAAUGUGUUAUUUUCCAUCAACACUUCUGCUUUUGGGUUUUAAAGUGAACAAUUUUUUUAAACAUUAGUGGUGAACAGUGUGGGGAGGUUUUACUAAAGGAUUGUUUGUGUAUCUCGACUGGUAAAGCGAUAAUAAAAUGUAUAGCUUCAAUUUACUUCAAAUUGCCAAAUGCGUAAAAGUCAGUCAAAACAAGCAUUCAUACCAAAGUGAAUUUCAAAAAAGUGUACAAAUCAUGGUAACAGUAUUUCACAAGACAGGCAGAAGAAACCUCAAACAACUGCAAAUACUUUGUACUUCUAAUGUUUAAUGGUGAAUCUUGAGGUGUGAUUGGUCACCUCGUUUGGAUGAGGUUGGACUGAAGCAAUUACUAUGACUCUGUUGCACCAUUUAAACGCAGGGAUAGAGACGUUUCUGGAGUCUGAACCCUUCAUGUGGAGAGUGUGAGUUUUGUUGAGCAGUUCUGGCCUUUUUGUAUUGUACUAUGCAUAAUCUAUUACAUUAAUGUAUAAUAUUGAGAUCAUAUUUUCUAGUUCUUUAGAGUUCUGUUAUGUAUGGUCUGUCCCUUCUAGAAUUAUUAUUAUUUUUAAUUUUUUUUAAUGUACAUUUAAGCUAGAUAAACAAUCCGAAACAGUCUCUUUUUUUUUUUUUAACACUUUUUU